This is a messenger RNA of Coffea eugenioides, 2449 nucleotides long. RefSeq lists its product as uncharacterized. The coding region runs from base 209 to 1966 and encodes 585 amino acids. The transcript is spliced from 11 exons. NCBI's taxonomy places the organism in Eukaryota, Viridiplantae, Streptophyta, Magnoliopsida, Gentianales, Rubiaceae. The record is from RefSeq and is a predicted model, not a curated record.
CGAAAAAUUUCCACCUUGAAGUAUAAGCUACAGACAUCAAUGGCUUCGCCUGAGAUUCUACUCCAGCAAAAGCCAAAGGCUAUAUUUCACGGCAAAUAAAUUCACCUUGGCGACAAUUAAUUUCCACUCUCGCUGAGAUGUUGACUCCCAUUUUCCCCUCAAAACCAUAGACUGAAUUUUCUCCGACUUUACCCCAGGAAAGGAGAAAAUGUGCUCUUCUUUAUCACCAUUUCCCCAAUAUUUUUCCUCACAUUUUCGACUUUUAUACCACCAUAAACUCACGUCAUCAUCUUCUUCAAACCCAAUUUUUAUCAGACCCAGGAAUUACAGUAAACCCUUUUAUAUUUCUGCUGCCGUUGCCCAAAAAGAUCUUGACUUUUCAUGGAUCUCUUCUGAGCAAAAUGGCCCAGAUGACUAUAAUGGUUGGGCUGCUGUUGGAGCUCCAGUUAAAUCUAGGGAGAGAAAAAAAGGUGCUACAUUGGUGAUGAUUGGUGUUGGGGCUUCACUUGCUGCUUUGCUUGGAGUUGUUGCAUGUCAUUUAAUAUCAAAGAAAGGUUUCCAGUUUCGGUUCAUUGGUCCGUUUAAUACUACGCAACGGAUCUCAUUGCCUUCUAAAACUGAAGAAAAAGCCAUUGAAGCCGAAACUAUUAAAUCUGAUGCCUUGAAGGAUGAAGCUGAGGUUUCUGAGGGAACUCAGGAGAGUGUUCCUGAUGGAGUUGAUGACAAUGUGCUGAUAGAACCAAAGAAAAAUGCAACAAGACCAAACCGGUUUGGGCGAAUUAUGGUUUCAGUUGAUUCUACCCAACAGGAAGCUAUACAUAUAUUGCAGAAACUCAAGAUCAUUGAAGAUGAUGUCAAAGCAGAUGAGCUCUGUACAAGGAGAGAAUACGCAAGAUGGUUGGUUCAGGCAAAUUCACAGCUGGAAAGGAGCCAGAGACAUCGAAUACUUUCAUCUGCUUCACUUUCUGGUUCUACAGUUAUGGCCUUUGACGAUGUGAAUGUUGAAGAUCCUGAUUUUAUGCAUAUUCAGUGCCUAGCUGAGGCUGGUAUUGUAGCAAGCAGACUUCUAGAUGGGAACUUUGCUUUGGAUUUAAAUGACUCAGAUGGGCGACGAGGUGUCUUUUUUCUUCCGGACAGAUUUAUAUCACGCCAGGAUCUGAUUAGUUGGAAGGCCAAGCUAGAGUAUGAAGUCAUUCCAGGAUUAAAUGAAGAGAUAUCAAGGAAGAACAUUGGUUUUCUUGAUGUAAGGGACAUAAGUUCAGAAGCAAUAGUUGAUCUUGCCAUGGACAUUCUGGCUGAUGAAAAAAGCAUCCUUAGAAGAGUUUUUGGACAAAUAAAGAGAUUUCAGCCGAGAAAACCAUCAACAAAGGCACAGGCAGCCGUAGCACUGACAAGUGGAAGGAUGACAGAAUUUGUACGUGCUGAAUUAUUGAGACUGCAGGCUGAAAAUGCUUCAAGACAAACUUCUAUGCAAGAAAUUAGGUCUGAGCUUCUAGAGAGAGGAGACAUUCAACGGUUUUGGGAGGGAAAGAUGGAAGAAGAAAGAAAACAUGGUUUAGAGGUGGAGAAAGCUUACCUCGCCGCUAUUCAUGAUUUGGAGCAGCAGAAGAUUGUUCAAGAAAAUGGUCUGCCGGAGCUCUUGAAGCAGAGGGCUGCUUUGGACUGUCAGAAACAGCUUCUUUCUAGUCUGAAGGAAGAGUUUGAUGAGAUGUCUGAACGUCUUGUAAUAGAGAGGACCAAGUAUGUGGAUGAGAAGAGCAAUUUAGAAACUGUACUAGUUGAUUUACAGGUCAAAUAUGAAGGAUUACUGGAUGCAAAAUCAAUAUUGGAAGCUGAGAUAGAAGCUUUGCGAAUACUGAGGUCCUGGAUUGACGAUGAAGCGAGGAAAAGCCAAGCUCGAGCUAAGGUUCUUGAGGAAGUUGGACGAAGGUGGAGGUGGGACCAAAAUCAUAAGUCUGGCUGCUGAAGUAGCAUUAAUUGCUACUUGAACUCGUAGAUUGCCUAUUACUGCACGGUAUGCUUAAUUGGAAAAGGUGCUUGGUAGUCUUCGCAUGAAGUGGAGAACCUAUGUCAUGGUUUGUCCUUGGUGUAUUGCUUGUCGUAGUUGUAGGUUGGUACCCAUGCAUAAUGAUCUGUUUCAAAAUGAGUUGUCAGCAGAUAAUUCAAAGACGGGAUUGCAAAACUUUUUGAGGUGCUUUCGUUUCCUUUUACAAAAUUUUGCUUCAGGCGAGCUCCACCAUGAGAUGCGGGCAUUUUGUUGUAGCGAACGAGGGUCAGAGAACUGCAGAAAAGAUGUACCAAUUUAAGCAGUUGAAAAAUUGUAAUUUUGUGAAUCUGAAUGAUUGUCAAAGUGGCGAAUGUGGCCUUGUUAACAGUAAUACUCUCUUUUUAUGAUGCUUGAAGUCUAUACACUGACUAUAAUAUGAACGGUGGCUGGAUAUUUAUUUGA